GAGAAUCUUUACUUUACUUCAUGCGGGCAAUCACUCAGUACAAUCUAUUGUAGUUUUGUGUUGCGUUUUUUGUUGUUCCCUUCCCCCCCCCGCAACUAGUUAUCUCUUCCUUCAACUGCAACUUUUUAUAUCCUACUCUAGGAGACAAAAUAGCAAGAAUCUGGACCAGAAAAAAAUCCCACCAUGCAACCAAAUUGCGGUCAUCUCCACAACAUCCAAGGGAGUGGUGAUGACUCUUCAUCUUCUCAGAGCACCCACGCAGCAAGGUUGUCAGGAGAGAGCUCGUGCCAUCAUAGCGGAGAUGUUCGCAUACAGCUAAACUCUGCUGUGGGAGAAGCCAGAGAAAAUGCGAGUUCCCGGCAUUCAAGGCCAGGUUCCCAAAGUCGCUCACAUGGACACGCCCACAGCGAAGCAGGGGGGCUCGACGAUUCUACUCCAGACUCAGAGGAACACAGCGGCAGCUCCCUCUCAGAGCUCAGAUACCUCCUCCAGUGGCUGCACAAAAGUCUGCCAUAUAUCUUGAUUCUGUGUGUCAAAUUGAUCAUGCAGCAUAUAAUUGGCAUUUCUCUUGGAAUUGGGCUGCUAACAACUUAUAUAUAUGCAAACAAAAGCAUAGUAAAUCAGGUUUUUCUAAGAGAACGGUGCUCCAAGUUGCAAUGUGCUUGGUUACUAGUAUACCUAACUGGAUCAUCUCUCCUCUUGUAUUACACCUUUCAUUCUCAGUCACUGUAUUACAGCUUAAUCUUUUUAAACCCUACUGUGGAUUUUAUGAACUUCUGGGAGGUACUUUGGAUUGUGGGAGUCACAGACUUUAUUCUGAAAUUCCUCUUCAUGGGCUUCAAGUGCUUUAUUCUCUUGGUGCCUUCUCUUAUGAUGUCCUUUAAAUCCAAGGGCUACUGGUACAUGCUGUUAGAAGAACUCUGCCAGUGUUACCGUAUGUUUGUCCCCAUACCAGUUUGGUUCCGUUAUCUUAUUGGCUAUGGGGAGCUGGACAGUGCACUAGGAUGGACCCUUGGGAUAUUGCUGGGCCUUCUCUACCUCAUCCUAAAACUUUUGAGCUUUUUUGGACAAUUGAGAAACUUCAGGCAGGUCCUACGGAUAUUUUGUACACGACCACACUAUGGGGUGACAGCUAGCAAGAGACAGUGUUCUGAAUCGGAUGAUAUUUGCUCAAUCUGCCAAGCUGAAUUUCAGAAGCCUAUUCUGCUUAUCUGUCAGUUUACUGCAGUUCAGAGUAAGCGUGCCCUAUGAUUGUUCCACCAUGGUAUCUGAGUGACUGGGGAAAAAAGACUCAAGCUUAAAGAAAACAGGCAAAAGCUUCUAAGUCUGUAAUUGGAAUCUUAUGGGAGUAGAAGAGACUGGUUCUCAUGGAAGCCUUUCCCAGCAGGUGAGGUAUUUAGUUUGGGGAAUGUACAGCUGAAUGGUGUUAGAGCAGUCCUGGGGGUGGCAGGGAAGAAUCAGAGCUUGGCCACAGCCAGAGCUGUGCUGUAAUGGGCUCGUGCCUGUACCUCCACUAUAGUCAGAACAAACUGCUCUUUGUUUCCUCAGAGAAAUCUAGCUAUGCCUUAGCUUGCAUGUGAAGUUCAUACAAGAUCAGAACUGUUUGUUAUUUAAAUUUCAUCAGUGCUGAUACUCAGACUGCUGCUGCAGCAGAACGUCCCUUGAGAGAUGGACAAGAACUGAAUGAGUCAAGGAACAAAAAAGAGUAGGGCGAACUUAAGGUUGGAUUCUGAAUCUCUGAUGGGCCCACAGACUUUGGCAGCUCACUUGGUUACACAAGCAUAUUUAGACCUUCCCAAACUUGAUCAUGAACAUACAGUUUAGCUAAAGAGUGUUUUAAUGUGUUUUUCUUCAUACAGGUAUUGUGUGAGUACUGUGUAAACAAUUUGAGUACUAUAUUUAACUUAGUAAACAAAUGGCACCUUUAAAAAAAGCUUUGCUUGUGUGAGUAAAAUGCAUGACUAAGCCCGAUACACAGUUCAUAAGGGCAGAUGUAAUAACCAACCCUUUCUAAAAUACUGGGCAACAUAAAAAUUUUAACUUAUCCUGGAUUAGCUUUUCCUGGAAUGCUAAUACCAACAGCUUAAUCGCUUUUUAAUUCAAAAAUCCUCUCAGAGAAAAUAGAAACUAAAAAUCAUUAGACUUGGACAUGAUGUUAGAGCAAGGAAAUGCACUUCCUAAUACUUGAAUAUGGAUUAAAUUAAUUGCUUCCAGUAAUGGGUAGCCAUUCAUUAGAAUUCCAGUACUCUGUGACAGACUUUCAAAAACCUUUUUAGAACAAUAGGUCUAAAUCACCUAGUCCAUUCCUGGAAUAUUAACUGGGAAGGUACAGAUUCUGAGAUGCGCCAGCUGCGUAGUACAAACAGUUGUCCUGAAAGCACUACCCUGCUGACUAAGGGAGAAGAUCUGAGAAACAAGUAUGCUUUCUUACUGCCUUAUCCCCAAGCUGAGUAAAUAGCAGCCCCGUUGCUCAUGCAGCAGGGAACACUGAGAAGGAAGCGUGCCAUUCCAUCAGAUAAGUUACGUGGUCCUGGCACUGUGCUUUCACAUCGUGCAAAAGGACAACACACGCAUUCUUGCAUGGAUGCCGUUUGUGAGCAAAAGCCUGCAGCGAGCCUCCUGCUGGUGCUAGCUUACGCUCAUGAUCUGGUAGAAGCAGAGUCAUGACAGUGCAAAGCUGAAGUGGUCCGUCAGGACCAAUAGCUUGGACUGGCAGACCUAAGAUGAACUAGGAAGGUAGUUACAGAUCAAGAAACAUGCUGCUUUACACAUAUACAUUCAAAGUAUGCAGGGAAAUUUGAAAGAAAUUAACCUGAACUAAAUAUUCUUUUGCUGUAGAACAAAAGUAUUUAUAAACUACUUACCUCAAUACGUAGUUCAGUAUCUGAGACAGAUACCGUACAUUGAGGAAUUAAGGCAUCAAGGACUGUAUGCAAGGCCAGCAUUAUUACUAAGAAGUAUGAAACUAAUUUAGAAGUAUUACACUUGUGGUUAAGAGAAAAAAAAAGAAAUCGACACAGGAACUCAACAGCAUUAUCUGGCCUGUAAAGCUCACCAAGACUAUUUUAUGGAGCACAACAAAACAUGGUGUCAGUGCUUUAAGUCAGCCCUGGACUGUUGCUGAUCCUUUGGUCUUUGUCUACCACAUGGUAGUAACAACUCCUUACUAGAAUAAGGGUGGAUAUUGGUCAGAGACAGGACCAGGGAACAAUUUGUCUUUUAUUCUGUCUCUGUUGAUGAUUUUUUUUCCUUUACGAUCCAGUGAAAAUUAUCCAAUCCAGUAAUAUUAUCAAACACAGUUUAUUAAAAAAUAAAGAACUAAAAAGAGAUUUUGAUCAGCCAGUUCAGAUUUACACUUCAUAAAUGAAACAAGUCAUUCUCAUCUUAGUUACAGAGCGGAAAAAAGUGAGUAACUUACAUCCAUGAAUGACAUCCUCUCUGAUCCGCUUGUCAGCAUCAUGCUAUUAAGAUGCAACUCUUCCUUAUCAAGCCCACUCAGGCCGGGGUAGCUGCCCUGCUUUCCACAGACACCCAGCACACGUCUGACUCUGCAGGAGACAGAACAGAGAAGAGGAUGACAAAUGGCAAUCAAUAGCCACUUUUUAAGAGCCCAAGAACCUAGAUGAAGGUACCAGCCCUUGGUAAGACAGACCGAUCAGAACUAGCACUUGUCAAGUCCUUUUAAGUUCUAAGUGGAAUUCCUCCUCCCUCCCUUCCCCUUCAAAGCUGUCAUGAAAGACAAUGAUUUAGAUCCAUAGUUACACUUAGGGCCUACCUACUUCCUUAAAAAAAAAAAAAAAAAAAGGUCACUUGGAUUAGCAUAUGUUUAAAUUUGCAUUUAAUUGCUAUUCACAUCCAUCUUAUUCAGCGGUUGAGUAUAUUUAGUUCCAGUAAACUGUGAAAGAUGAAAAACAGAAUAGCGAUUACCUUUAUUUCUACUAAGGCAGCUCAAGUUUGUUUCUUGCAGACAGCUAUAAAGCCAAGUUAAUCUAGAAGAGAACAAUCUGUAGAAGUUCAUAUAUAGGAACUGCAUACAGUAUAUCAUCAAGGAUCUGCAGGAAGAAUAUUUAAGUAAUUUGCCUUGUUCUUAAUAACUUCUCCUCCUCCUUUACCCCUUAGGGUAAAGGAUUUCCUUCUAAGCUGGGAAAAUGAAACAGCAACUAGCCUGCUGUAAAGACAGAAUUUAAAAAAAAACCCACCAACCGAAACCCAAGCAUCUGUCCUAAGAACAACAGUAGUCUCCCUCAAUGUUUGAUGCACUUUUUGAUUAACAGUGAGAGCCGGCUGGGAGUUAAUAUUAAGAAGAGAAUAGACCCAAAGUAAACAUCCACUGUAUAGUUAGAGUGGACUCAAAUACUAAAUGUUCUCCAGCAGUUCAGCUUUUAGAUAGCAAGACAAAAAAAAGGGAUAUUCAAAAUAACAAUUGACUCAUUUAUUUUUAUCUUUUAUUAUGAGCUAAUACCAGGAUGACAUUCAAAUGUCAGAUGGCACAAUUAAGACAGUCUUGGUAGGAAUUAUUCCAGCAUUCCCAAAAUUACAAUUUAGUACACGAAUGGCAUCAAAUGUAUGCAUCACUCCCACAGAGAAAAAUUAUGAAAUUCUGAAUAUCUUAUACCAGAAUAGUUUCUGCAUUAAAUGGGAAAAGAAAAACUGCUGGUAACACAGCUGACCUAUAAACCUUUUGUGAUAAUGACCUGCAGAACAAAAUAUUCCCCUAUUUAACAUCUAGUAAAAAAAAAAAAAAAAAAAAAACUUGUUCAAGUUUAAGAUUUAAUACUUUUAUAUGGUUAGCCACAACAGGUAUUAACCUCAGUUUUACUAUAUUUUUGUAAUGCUACAAAAAUCCUAUAAAAUCAAAUUAUAGUGAAUUUUUCAGUGAUUAUAAUUAAAAAAGCGCAGCUUGUACAAAAUAAAAAAAAUAAGAUUCUAUACUCUAAUGAAAAAUUUAAGACAUUUUUAAAUGAACAAAAGAAAGCACUUGUUAAGCUCUCCAAUAUUCAAUGCAUUCUGCACUUAUCUGAAAUAGCCAGACAGGAGCUAGAACUCCACUCCCCUUAGUUCACAACUAGUAAUUUUGAUACUAUUAUAUAUAUAUAGAGGAUCUAUGUCUGAUAUUUUUACAAAUAAAUACAGGAUAAACCAUAUUGCAUAGUGUGUGCUUGCUGUCUGAGUCACACUCCAAAAGUUUCACAGUUACGGUAGGGAAUUAAACUUAUAAUCUAUGGGAUGAAACAUUGACAGUACAUGAAAUUUAAUUUUAAAACCGAUGAAUUGUAUCUGUAAUUAAUCAGUGAACUCAGACAAACAACUCUUGCCAUUCUUGCCAGCCAUAUUAAACCAAUUCUACUGGACAAUUAUAUCCAGCCAACCAAAAAGCAACUGUUAGCUGUAACUAGGACCAAGAGAGAUCUGCCUCAAAAAAGUUUUUUUUUUUUUUAAACUAAGUUCCUUUAUACUCAGUAAACACAUUGGGAAACCUAUGUUAACAAGUGGCACGGAGAGGCACUGCUUGAAGUGUUGCGUAUUUGCAAAUAUGCAUAAUACAAACACACAUGAGCACUUUGAUUUCAGUUUCACAACAUGUCACCAGUGGCCGUAUUACCAAAGGAAAAAUGGCAAUCUUCCAGUACAAUUUAUGUCGCUAUAAGGUAACUUGAUUUUCCUUAUAAAACUAAAAAAAGAAACUUUCCAAGAAAAGGCUUAUCAGGAAGAAAAAAAAAUACUAGUUUUUGCUCAAUCAUAACCAUCAUCUUUGUUGGUUCUUUGUUAGCAUCAACAAGGUAUCGAUGAAUCCUUGUGACUUGUAAAUUUUAGAAAACAGCACUCUGAUUGGAUUCGACACGCUUAGAGAGUUUUAUGGCUUGGAUCCUAUGGCUCAAAAAGAUUCAGUAUACACA
Aptenodytes forsteri (emperor penguin) is the source of this 5897-nucleotide messenger RNA. RefSeq names its product ring finger protein, transmembrane 1 (gene RNFT1). NCBI's taxonomy places the organism in Eukaryota, Metazoa, Chordata, Aves, Sphenisciformes, Spheniscidae. The coding region runs from base 184 to 1251 and encodes 355 amino acids. Gene Ontology annotation, molecular function: ubiquitin protein ligase activity. Gene Ontology annotation, biological process: positive regulation of ERAD pathway. The transcript has 8 exons. The record is from RefSeq and is a predicted model, not a curated record. Gene Ontology annotation, cellular component: endoplasmic reticulum.